Molecule: messenger RNA, 2958 nt
Organism: Ceraceosorus guamensis
Lineage: Eukaryota; Fungi; Basidiomycota; Exobasidiomycetes; Ceraceosorales; Ceraceosoraceae
Exons: 2
Coding region: 385-2922 (845 amino acids)
Source: RefSeq, a predicted model, not a curated record
GUCUGAGUGCCAGAAGAACAUCUUAUCAAACAAUCACCCACAAGCUACAGUCUGCCUAAAGCACGAUCGAGAGGCAGUCAAGGGUGCCCAUGCCAUGGUCUUGCAUUCAACAUCACAUUCACGAGUAGGCUUGCUGCUUGCGUCGUGCUACAAGCAUCACGAGCCGAGCUUAUAGCUUCUUUGUACGCCCUCACGCAAGUGGAUGCAAUCUGCUCCUCAUCAGCAUGCGCCCGCGGAUGCUUGGCAACGUCCUCCUCACCCCGCUGGCCCUCUAGCUGUCCUAGCUGACUUCGAAUUCGACACAUUCAGCAUGACGAGUCUUCAGAACGCUGCAGCGGACUCUGAAAAAAAAAAAAAUCGCGGGCUGACCACGUUCCUCUGCUCAUGUCCUAUCGACUCGCGAGUGCGAGCAGUCCAGCAGGUCAAGAGGAUCAUGUUUCGCAAGCUGCGAUUCAGUUGAUCCCUCCUGCUCGACCCGCAAGAGCGUCGAUCGACAAGCGCACAGACUUUGGCUACAAAGAGGUCGUCGCGCGAAGCAAAGAUUCGGUAUUCUCAGCCAAUGUCGAGUACACAGGCGCAACAAAUGCCUUGCUGGCUUUGCGAAGCAACCACGAAGCCGUACACGAGCGGAGAGGGAGCAGCGCCAGCUUCGCGGGCCUCUGGCGCGGGUCAGAGGGCCUGUAUGCGCUCGUGCACGGCGGACAGCCGUCUCUAGACACAUAUGCGGGUCCAAACACUUCGAACUUUCAGGCUCGGUCAGUAGACGGUCCAGCUUUAGUGGGUCACGUUACCCUCCAGUGCUUGGAACGAGAUGUUUGGGCCGUGUGUGAUGCCGAAGAGAUCGACGAUGGGAGCUUCAUCAGCUCGUUGCGCGUACUGCAGCUCGAUGAUGCUUCAACUGAUGGCGACAUCGCCGCUGCAAGCAUCUCUCACCUGCAGCUGCCCAACGGAGACCUCAAUGAGGCGUCUCCCCAAAAGGGAGCCCCAACUUCUUACAAGUAUGGAGGCUGGGCUCUUGUAGCUGCUGCCCGACUACAAGUAGAAGGGUCAUCGCACUCGUCCGGACACACGCACCAGAUGUGCUUCAGAAGGCCGGUCAAAUCGCAGCGGCCACGACGAGGAGCCAAAGACCAGGUAGCAAGCCGCUCAGAGAUUUUUGAGAAUCGCAUCAAAAAGACAUCUAGCAGUAGAGCCGAGACCGAGUUCCAGCUCAUCAUUCUGCGCCUCAAGCCGCGAUCGGGCCAACAUUCCGACGAGCAAAGCCCUGCGGAGCUAGACAUUCGCACCUCUCUGAGAUCGAGAGAAGCGCCGGAGCAUGUCAUACUGGAUCCUCUGGGCCAGAAGCACGAAUUCUUUUGCUCCUCAAAAGUGGAGCUCUGGGAAGAGGAGAACAAGACUACGUCGUCAGCAACUGACAUCGACGAUCGCAGCACCGCACAGAGCGCUCCUCCGCAGACGUCUGUGCAUGCUUCGAGGCUUUCCCCGGCUGCUCGACUCCCACCGUAUGCUUGGACGCAGACGAGCGAUACCCUCACGCUUGCCUUUACGCUUCCAGCGACAAUCAGCAAGAAAGAUGUCAGGGUGCACUUCUCACCUCGAGGACUUUCAGUCAGCCUCGCUCUGCAACAAGCUUCACUCGUAGAGGUCGUAGAUGAAAGCUCAUCGAUCGAUGCGGAUGGGGCGGCAGGUAGCCUGCACGCGGUAGCUGGAGACCUGCGCCAGGGCCGAUACACGAACUUGGCCCUCUGGGGAGACAUUGACGUGGACGGGUCUUUGUGGACCACAGAAACGCUCAGGCCGCAUCGUCCUCGCAUUCCUGGCUCCUCUUACGAAGCCAGGCCGAAUGCAGGAUCAGACAGCAUCCUGCUUACGUUGCAUCUGGAGAAGCUCCAUGAAGGCACGAGGUGGCCGUCCGUCUUCUCCUUCGAGCAGAAUGCAAAAAACGCUCGCAGUGUCGCUUCGCCCAGCAGUCGAGCUUUCGGUAGCCUCUCGCAUGCACGACCGGCUGCAUUUGCAGCAGAGGAAGAUGAGUGGGAGCUAGAGGAAGUGCCGGAAACCUUGGACCCCUCCGAGCUGCUGCAGCAGCUACAAGGAUUGGAAAAGUAUACUGAGGACGACCACACGCAAGCUCUAGGAGCGACGUGGGGUGGGGGCUUAUCUUCGUUCCGCGAAGGAGCUGGAAUGGGAUCUUCCACGCAGGCUAGCUUGCUCAGGGACGGGCUGGAGGAAGAGGAUGCUGUUGUUGGCCGACGAUGCAUCUCGAGUACGGUAGAAGCGGAGGGUGACACACCGAGCAGCCCUGUGCGAAUCACAACGGAGCGCGACGCUUUGACGCUGUUGGCGCUUCCACUGAGAACCUCGCAACCUUCAAGUGCUGCGCUGUCGAAUCUAGUGAUAAAGUCGGACUUGGAUGGUCAGCUUUUCCAAGGUGCGCAGUCGCAACGGCGACAUGCACAGACAUUGCCUGCUCUAUCCUUUGUGUUGGCCUCGAAGAGGGAUGCUCAGCGGGUCUACGUCCACGUCGAAGAGGCUGCAGAUUGGUCCACUCCUGCGUGCGCAUCGCAUCUUCCAAAAGCGCACGUGCUAGCCUUUGAGCCAGCACCGAUGAUAGCAUUGGAGCAAGAACGGCCUUGGGACGAACACGCGAGUAUCGGCGCUGGCAAUCUGUUCGUCUAUCGUUCGCCAGAGCAGCUGAGCGGAGCGACGAGCGCAACGAGUCGAGUGAUCAGACUUGGCCUGUCAGAUGAUGCUCCUACGGACUUGGCAGAGAGAUGCGACACUCCCACUGCAUUGCAGGGCGCAAGCGGAGCGCUCAUCGAUGUUGCUGCUGUACGCCCAAGAACACCAGAGGCGACAUUCGGACGAAACGUGUUGAUCUGUCUUUGUACACAUCAGAUUCUGCUGAUUCGAGGGCUUCUGUAAUACAUGCGUCGGCUCAGAAGUCGUCGUCGUGCGCUG